Molecule: messenger RNA, 1706 nt
Organism: Diuraphis noxia (Russian wheat aphid)
Lineage: Eukaryota; Metazoa; Arthropoda; Insecta; Hemiptera; Aphididae
Gene: Ada2a
Product: Transcriptional adapter 2A
Biological process (GO): chromatin remodeling; regulation of transcription by RNA polymerase II
Cellular component (GO): SAGA-type complex; nucleus
Molecular function (GO): protein binding; transcription coactivator activity; chromatin binding
Source: RefSeq, a predicted model, not a curated record
UCUACCGCACAAUUUAUUUUCAAACAAUAUUCAAUUGUUAUUAUAUUUUGACAAUUGUUUUCGCUUUUUGUGAUUUAUAGUAAUUUGUACUUGCAUGUCACUUUAUGUCUUUCACGUUUUACAUUUCUGUAAAUCACCCCCACCAAUGCAAUAAUUGAGAUACAUUGUAUGUCGGCCACUGUAAAAUGUUCUCGAAAAAGAGGAAAUUGUGUUGCAGGUUUUGCUUUACAGACCUUUGGCUCGAGCAUACGUUCAUCAAGUGUGCGACUGCUGCCUGUGCCGAGUUGGGCGUAAGUCUUUGCCUUCAAUGUUUUGCAGCCGGUACCGGAGAUGUUGUUCAUAAGAACACAGAUCCGUAUAAAGUCUUGUGCAAUGCCAUCAACAUUGGCGACCACUUGUGGACAGCUCACGAAGAAAUCACAUUACUCGACACAUUCAUGGAUACAAUGUCAUGGGAAAAAGUUGCUAAUAAACUAGGAAGAACACCAAAAGAAUGUGAAUGCCAUUACUUUGAUAAUUAUGUACUUUAUCCAAAAAUUAAAGUCCAGGAAUGUGUGAACAAAAAUGCAUUUAGAUUUGACAGAUUUGAUGAUGUGGAUACAAACCCGACAAAUGCUCUAAUAGGGGAUGCAUUGGAUUUAGAAGAAUCAUAUCAUCAGUAUGAAUUAGCUAUUCGUUUAGCUGGAUAUCAACCAGCACGUGGAUCAUUUGAAGAAGAAUAUGAUAACCAAGCUGAAUGCCUUUUACAAUUAUUAGAUGAACCUACAUGGAUUGAUCAAAAAUCAAAAUCAAUUUUAGAAUCAAAUGUACUUUAUAAACAGCUGAAUACAACUAUUUUUGACAUUUUUUAUGAGAGGCUGCAAGAACGAUAUAGAAGAAGACAAAUCGUUAGAGAUUAUGGACUUGUUGCAUUUAAUAAACACCAGUUAUGGAUUAAGUCUAUGGAGAUAAUAUUGGGCCCAGAAAUGAUGCGAAGGUUAAUUCGUUAUUUACACCUAAUAAAACCACUGGCUUUUGAUUUACUUGUUACCAAUUUGAAACAAGAACACGAAUUAUUAGCUAAUAUCCAUAAGCUUAUCAUUUAUCGUAAAAACGGCUUAACUAAAAUAGCUCAAAUAAAUAUUUAUAAAGAAUUAAGUACCAAAAGAGAAGAAUAUUUAAAAAUAAGGCCAUUGGGAUCGACAACAUCUAGAAUAAUUGAAAACUCAAAGCCUCGUAUGAAUGUGUGCAAUCUUCCAGGUUUCCAAAAACUUGAUGAUGAUGAGAGAGAACUUUGUGCACAGAUUAAAAUGUUACCUGAAUCAUAUUUGAAAUUUAAGGAAUUACUUAUAAACGAGUGUAAAAAAUCGAAAGGUAUAAUCUUAAAGACUGCAAGAAGUUUGGUUAAAAUUGAUGUUAACAAGACAAGAAAAAUUUAUAACUUAUUGAUGAGUAAAAAUAUAAUUUGGCAACAUUGCAAAGACUGAUAAUAUUAUUUUUUAAAUAAAAUAAAUUUGUUAUUUAUAUUUUUAUAAUUAUAAAUCAACAGGUGAGUAGUCUAAGAGAGGGGAGGGGUAUUUAGAUUAUAAGAUGUAUAAUUCAAAAAUAUAUUAGACCUUUGAACAGCUUCCCCUCCCACCCUGUUUUAUUUAAAUUUUAAAAUAAAACAUGCCCUUUAAAAAAUUUUGGCUACACGCCUGCUAAUUAUUGUUAUAUUUAAGGUAAAC